Molecule: messenger RNA, 798 nt
Organism: Hansenula anomala
Lineage: Eukaryota; Fungi; Ascomycota; Saccharomycetes; Phaffomycetales; Wickerhamomycetaceae
Exons: 1
Coding region: 1-798 (265 amino acids)
Source: RefSeq, a predicted model, not a curated record
AUGCUUUUAUACAGAGUUGAUAACAUCAUUUUGUCAAAUUAUUUGAUCAGUAUUUAUCUCAAGUUAGAUUUUGAGUAUUCUGGGAUGUUACCAAAAGCUGAUGGUAGCGUGGAAAGAAUUAUCAACUUCAAGUACUAUGUUAGACGUUGUGAUGAUAGUGAGUGUACAUUGAAUGGAUUAAUAUUAUGGGCAAUUUAUAAACAAGCCAAUCUUGACUUAAGAAAGAAUCGUGAGAUUGAUGAAGAAUUGACAAGGAUUUGGAAAGAUGUUCUUAAACAGGAUGAUAAUGUUCUAGUUGAGACUAAUUUGAAAUUUAAUCGUGAAAUUUUUGAUGAUCUUUGUUUUGAAAGUAAUAGUGAAUAUUCAUUUAUCCCCAAUAUGAGACCAAAUUUUUAUUAUUCCAUUCAUUUAGAAGACCUUUCCAAUGGUAAUUAUGUUGCUGCAUCAAGACAGUAUCCAAUUUUCAAGUUUAGAUUGAAUAAAGAUGAUUUUGCAAAAUUCUUUCUAUCAACAAAUGUGUUGAUGGGGUCUAAAGAACAAUUAUUGGAAUCAAUAGGUGAUCAUGAAUUGUUGUUAUUCGUUCAUGAUUAUAUGAGAUUGUACAAGCUUGCAGCCUAUAAAAAUUUGAAGAGGUUUAUUACAGGAUUAUUCAAGAUUUACAAAAGUAACGUGAAGCAGAUAUCAGAAAAUUAUCGUAAUCAAAGGAUUUUAGAUUAUGGUAUGAUUAGUAUUGUUUCAAGGGCAAAACAAGAGAAUGUCGAAUAUGUUGGAUUUUUCACACUUGUUGAGAGUAUAUAA